Messenger RNA from Uranotaenia lowii, 746 nucleotides. RefSeq lists its product as uncharacterized. The coding region runs from base 47 to 424 and encodes 125 amino acids. The transcript has 4 exons. The record is from RefSeq and is a predicted model, not a curated record. NCBI's taxonomy places the organism in Eukaryota, Metazoa, Arthropoda, Insecta, Diptera, Culicidae.
AAAAGUCGAUGUAAACAAAACGGCAAAAACUCGACCCGCACAACAAAUGACAUCAAAAUCACCGAAUCGUUUCUGUUUUGGAAGGAGAAUCAAAGCGAGCAGUACCAUGCCGUCAAACUGGACCUACUCUGGGACCCACAGGAGGAACCAACGCAUAAAACUUUCCAGAACUUCAUCCUUACUCUUGCUGACUGCUUAUGUUCAGCUUCCAGUAAAGUCGGCCCAGGCGAUACGGUUCCAAUCAAGGCAAAAAUGUAACCCGAUAAUUUCAGAGGACAAAUACAAGUUGAUGAUCCAAUCAGAAAUGAAAACCCAGCAUCAAAGAUGUUUUUCAGGUAUUAUGGAAUUUAACAAAAUUUUCCGUAAUUUGUGGCGUAAGAGCAGCUGCCGUCAUUCUCAAACUCAUUCUGACAUCCGUUGGUAGUUGAUGACAGUCCCUGGAAUUAAGACUUAAGUAUACGACACAGUCUAUGCCGCUUGUUGAGUUGACGUAGGGCAGCUCCGCGGACACCACAAGGCUACUAUCCAGGCAAAAUCAAAGUGUUUCAGUACCAGAGGAAUCCGCUCUUAAAAGGAAGAGCAGGUGGAUUGAAAAAUCUAAACCAGUUUAUAAAUCCCUUCUUGGGAACUUACUUUAGAAGUUCGAUAAGUCGGCGUUCCGGCAUAUUCGGUAACGCAACAAAAAUUGGUAAUAUUUGUUUGUAGUAUGUACUAUUUUGUGAGUUUGUCAAAAUCAGUUGUGAAAA